Messenger RNA from Linum trigynum, 1456 nucleotides. Lineage: Eukaryota; Viridiplantae; Streptophyta; Magnoliopsida; Malpighiales; Linaceae. The record is from the annotation of a GenBank genome assembly.
GGAUUAAUAAUUUAUCAUAUACGAUAUAUUUAUUUUAAUUAAGAAAAUAGUACUCUUGCGUAAAAUCCUGGUUACGUCAGUGACUGCUACUAUCAUGUAUUCAAUUAUCGUACGGUCUUGGCAUAUUCAUACCACCAUACAUGUAUUCAAUUAUCGUCCGUCUAUCUAUAAAAGGACGCCCGACUUUUUCUGCAAAGCAUAACAAAUAUACAACAAAACGAAAGAAGGAAAAAAAAAACAGAGUGAGGAAUGGCUUCCACGGAUAAGAAAGCAUUCGGCCGAUCAAAAGUCGGAGUGAAAGGGCUGGCGGAUGCAGGAAUCGAAGAGCUGCCUCCAAUGUUCCACGCGCCACCGCACCUGCUCAGCGGCAGGCCCGUCGCUCCAGCUGACGAUCCCGAUUUCGCCCCGCCGGUGAUCGACCUGAAAGGUGCGAGGAUUGUCGAAAAGAUGAGGGACGCCGCAGAGAAGUGGGGGUUCUUCCAAAUCGUGAACCACGGAAUCCCCGCAAGUACCCUGGAGGAGAUGAAAGCCGGAGUCCACAGGUUCUCCAACCUGCAGGAAGCUGCCGCAGCUGCUGAUCAGCUCAAGAGGAAGAAGGACUCGUUUGACUACAGUAACUGGGACACCAGCAUUUCCCCAACUGUAAACUGGACCGAUUUUUUCCUCUUCGAAAUGGCGCCGAAUCCGCCCGAGCCGGAGCGGGUCCCCGGUUGCAUCAGGGCCAUUCUCGCGGAGUACUGUGGGGAGAUGUUUAAGCUCGGGGACCUGCUUCUCGCCUUGCUCUCGGAGGCUCUGGGUCUGCCUCCGAAUCACUUGAAAGACGAGGAGCACUGCGCGGAAGUGCUGGGCAUAGGCGGCCAUUACUACCCACCAUGUCCUCAACCGGAGCUCACUUUGGGGAUUACCCAGCACAGCGAUGUUGGCUUCAUCACCAUUCUUCUGCAGGAUCACGUCGGAGGUCUUCAGGUUGCUCAUCGGGGUCAUUGGGUCGAUGUGCCUCCUAAACCCGACGCUCUGGUGAUCAACGUCGGAGAUAUGCUUCAGCUGAUAUCAAACGACAAGUUCAAAAGCGCGGAGCAUAGGGUUGUGCUGAAGAAAAAUGGCGGACCCAGAGUAUCCAUCGGUGCGUUUUUCGGUUACGGGCCUCCAUCCGUUACCAGAAUAUACGCACCCAUAAAGAAGUUAUUGUCGAAAGACAAUCCUCCAAAAUAUCGGGAAACCACGAUUCAAGACUUCUUCACCGGCUCCUACAACAAGGGCUUCGAUGGUACCUCGUACCUACCAAAGCUCAAGCUCUGAGAAGAAGUGUGUCCCUAUGAUAUGAACAUCAUUGCACAUGCACAAGCUAGGGUGUUUCAGUACAUGCAUGGUGAUUAAUAAUGCACCGAAAUAAAAAAGGGAAGAAGAAAAAAAAAAGACAUAUAUAUGCUUUGUGUAAUAAAGAUUGAUCCGUCUU